Eleginops maclovinus (Patagonian blennie) is the source of this 4908-nucleotide messenger RNA. RefSeq names its product UDP-N-acetyl-alpha-D-galactosamine:polypeptide N-acetylgalactosaminyltransferase 13 (gene galnt13). Gene Ontology annotation, molecular function: polypeptide N-acetylgalactosaminyltransferase activity. Gene Ontology annotation, biological process: protein O-linked glycosylation. Gene Ontology annotation, cellular component: Golgi apparatus. NCBI's taxonomy places the organism in Eukaryota, Metazoa, Chordata, Actinopteri, Perciformes, Eleginopidae. The record is from RefSeq and is a predicted model, not a curated record.
UAUUAUUCAGUCUGAGAACAGGUGCGUACUAAGACGUUACGUUCCAUUGACCGCAUCAGCGUUGAAACGCGUUGGGAAGAUUAAUGGAGACUGGUCGUGUUCGCCGGUUUACUGCGGCUCAACUAGGGACAUAUCAUAUCAAGGAGUCCAAACAGGUACCACGGGAGGCUGUAGCCUAUGGACAGCAUCACACUGCAUUGUGGACUACUCUUUACUGAGAUGGACUGUAGUUAGUGGUCGUUUCGAGACGUCAGUGUGCAAGAGCCAUUUACGCAGUUUAAUUUGGCCAUUAAGUGCUGCUUUAUGUUGGGUGAUGUUGUCUGCGUUCAACACGUUGCCUGAGAGCGAGGCUGGAACAGGUCACUGGUUCACUCCAUCCAUAAUUUAGGAUGACGCCUUUUCGUCAAACCUGCUCCGUCUCUUCCCUGUUUCCACAAGUUCAACCGCUUCGUCAGCAGUCCUAGUGCUCCUGAGCGCUCGCUGCGACCCUUGUUCGGCUUUCCUGGCUGACGUCCCGGGGAGGUUAUGCGACGGUUUCUCUACUGUAAGGUGGUGCUGACCACCUCUUUAGUGUGGGUGCUGGUGGAUGUGUUCUUGCUGCUCUACUUCAGCGAGUGUAACAAAUGUGAUGACAGAAAAGACCGCUCGCUGCUCCCAGCUCUGCGAGCGGCGAUAUCUCGGAGCCAUGAGGGUCCAGGCGAAAUGGGCAAGGCAGUAAACAUUCCCAAGGACGACCAGGAGAAAAUGAAGGAGCUCUUUAAGAUCAACCAGUUCAACCUGAUGGCCAGCGACAUGAUCGCACUCAACAGGAGUCUGCCUGAUGUGAGGUUGGAUGGCUGUAAGACCAAGCUGUACCCAGACGACCUCCCAAACACCAGCAUUGUCAUCGUGUUUCACAACGAGGCGUGGAGCACCCUGCUGCGGACAGUUCACAGUGUCAUCAACCGCUCGCCCCGACAGUUGCUUGCGGAGAUUGUGCUUGUGGACGAUGCCAGCGAGCGAGACUUCCUGAAGAAGAAGCUGGAAAACUAUGUGCGCACUCUGGAGGUGCCAGUGAGGAUCCUGAGGAUGGAGCAGCGCUCAGGUCUGAUCAGAGCCAGGCUCAGGGGAGCGGCCGCUACGAAAGGUCAGGUCAUCACCUUCCUGGACGCUCACUGCGAGUGUACUGUCGGCUGGCUGGAGCCCCUGCUGGCACGCAUCAAAGAAGACAGGACAGCAGUGGUGUGCCCUAUCAUCGAUGUCAUCAGUGACGAGACGUUUGAAUACAUGGCGGGUUCAGACAUGACCUAUGGUGGAUUCAACUGGAAGCUGAAUUUCCGCUGGUACCCUGUUCCCCAGCGGGAGAUGGACCGGCGCAAGGGGGACAGAACACUUCCUGUCAGGACUCCCACAAUGGCGGGGGGAUUAUUUUGUAUAUACAAAACAUACUUUGAAGAAAUAGGAAGCUACGAUCCAGGGAUGGAUAUCUGGGGCGGAGAGAACCUGGAAAUGUCUUUUCGAAUCUGGCAGUGCGGGGGCUCAUUAGAAAUUGUAACAUGUUCACACGUGGGCCAUGUUUUCCGGAAGGCCACCCCAUACAGUUUUCCCGGAGGAACGGGCCAAGUCAUCAACAAGAACAACAGGCGCCUGGCAGAAGUCUGGAUGGAUGAUUUCAAAGAUUUCUUCUACAUCAUAUCGCCAGGCGUGAUGCGUGUGGACUACGGAGACGUUUCCUCCCGCAGAGACCUUCGCGAGGCCUUGAAGUGCAAACCGUUUUCCUGGUAUCUAGAGAACAUCUACCCAGACUCCCAGAUCCCGAGGAGAUACUACUCACUUGGUGAAAUCAGAAAUGUUGAGACAAACCAGUGUGUGGACAACAUGGGAAGAAAGGAGAACGAGAAAGUUGGCUUUUUCAACUGUCAUGGCAUGGGUGGAAACCAGGUGUUCUCUUACACAGCAGAUAAAGAAAUAAGGACAGACGAUCUUUGUUUGGACGUAUCCCGCCUCAAUGGACCUGUCGUCAUGCUCAAGUGUCACCACAUGAAGGGCAAUCAGAUGUUCGAGUACGAUGCUGAGUAUGUUGGCAAGUGGGAAUAUGAUUUUGAGAAGCGCACCUUCCUCCACAUCAUCACCCAAUCAUGUCUGACCAUCAGCCGCCUGGAGGACGGCACCUACGGCCCCACAGUGGAGUACUGUAACGACAGUCCCUUACAAGCCUGGAUCCUCCAUAACUACACGCGUCAGGAAGUCGCUCAACACCUUUACUUCAGUCCCACUGAUUAUUUUCUGUGACUUUAGGGCCUGAGGUGAGCAGCGACUCACCCUGCUGCAUGUGAACAGCAACCAGUGUUUGGACAUGCCAUCAGAGGAGGACAAGAUGGUCCCCACACUGAGAGACUGCAACGGCAGCCGCUCUCAGCAGUGGCUGCUCCGUAACAUGACCCUGAGUGUCUGACCCCUCAUCUCACCUUUCUCCCCCGCCGCUCUGUCCUUAUCCUAACCAGCCAUGGCUCUCCUCACCCCCGCCAGGUGGCUCCUACCACAGCACAACAUACGCCUCUUCCUGUAAAAACAAAUACAGAGAUCCAGGCCGCAGCGGCUUAUCUUCCAUUAUGGGGGCGUUUCCUUUCACAGCUCGCAGCAGGUGUUAGAGAAGCUGCACCUGCCGUUAAGGUGACAUGACGAGCCACAACUUUGGGGACCUCAUCGUGUCCGAGUAGAGAGAAAGCUGUGUGACGUCUGUGCAUGGAAAAAAAUUGGCGUCAAAGCACUCACACUGUGUCAGCCAGCUGCUAGGCUUGGGUCCACUGUGCUGCUCAGACUUAGCUUAGCUGUUGGAAUAAAUUAAAACAGAAGAGCAUUUAAAACAAGAAUCCAGUAACGCACGUCUCCGCGAUGGUCUGCACUGUAAAUGACCUUCCUUGUGCUUUGUUCAAGACUGUUUUCAUGACUGCUGCUCAUUCUCUCUUCAUAUCAGUGUCUGAGUACAUUCAAUCACAAAAAGUGACAUUGUUUAUAGAGCCAGACCAAUACUGGAUUUGAGAAUUUGAAACCUAUCUUGAUAUUUGAGGUUUAAUAGAUGUAAUAAUGCUGUUGUGCAUUACUAUUUUGUUUUAAAGUCAAGCUGAAAUUGGAAUUGUCAUCAUGAUGCAAGGGCAUUACAUCAUAUAACUGUAUACUACAGCUUUUGUGUAUAUUUUUUCAUUUUUUAAAAAGAGGUAAACAUUCUGGGGACAUAUUUGUAGAAACAUUGUGUACCUUGCAGCCUCUGGAUGGGCAUUUCCCAUGACAGCUGGGGACUGACAUUUGAGGGCCGGUGUCACACCAUCAGCAUCCAUGGCUGUGAGGAACUUCAUAAUUGUUUUUUUCAGAGUUAAAAAUCGAACACAAAGAAUACAUUUAAAAGCUGAAGGAAUUCAGUUAGACUUCAAACUAAUGAAAAAACGUGAUGAUGACAACACGGUCCUUAAAUUUCGUUAUCCACAAGACACUUACAAGGUUUACUUAUUAGUACUCUGUAGUGCGCAUUUCUAAAGUACCUCAAACAUAUCUGUAGGAUCUUUUCCCCCGAUUUCCUCUUGUUAUUUGCUGAGAUAUAGGCAGGUAAUAAUGUAUUGGUGAUUAGCUAAUGCCUCCAGGUGUUAUGAUAAGAAAGGAAAAACCUCUCAUUACAUUACAUGACAUUUCUCUUUGGUAUUCUGGCAACAUAUUGUCAGAAAGACAAUAAGAGUCAGUUAAAAAUACCUGAAGAGCAUUUCUUAAGAUGUUUUGAAAAACAUGAAGCUAAUUAUUUCAAACAGUCUAAAAUGUAUAGAAUGAAAGAGUGUAGCUAUAACAUCCUCGCAGAUUAAUAAAAAAUAUUCCAUUGUAAGGGAAACAGGAAACACAAUAGGAAAAUGUGAAGCAGCACUUUGGGUCUGUUCGAAGUACAGUAUUAAGAGUACAGUGAUAGAGACUCUGCCAUGAGUAGAAUAUACAUAAUUGUUUUUUGACUGAAUGUAAAUGUUCCCUAAAUGGUAAAGACUGAGUUCUGAAACACUGUAACGGCUCAGUGAGCGGGAUAGUUGCAUGUGCCUUUAGAAAGCUGUUUUGGUUGUUGGAUCAUUUGUUUCAGAAAACAUUUGAUUUAUUUUGGUGAUAAACAAAAUUAAGAAUGUCAAAUAUUUUCUUCAUUUCUAGCAAAAAACAAGCAAACUGAGAAUUGAUAUAAAAUAACUGUCAUAUCUCAUUAAUACAUCACCUUCAUAUUAAUGCUCGAUCAAUGCUUCAGUAACAGUAUAGUCAAAACAUUUAAAAUGUGCAAAUGUAGUUUUUCUCUACAGUUUUUAUAAGGAUCAGGCAUCAAAUGUUAUGGUAUAAUACUGUUAACAUGUUUCUAUCACCAUUGUUUUUGUUGUUGUUGCUGUUGUUGUUGUACAUACAGAACCAAUUAUUUUUCUAAGAUGCUGUUAAACUUGAACACUCCUCUGAGAAAAGAUAUUGAAUGGUAUAAAGAUCACAAGGUAUUGCAGUGUUUUAUUUGGAGUAAUGGUAAUAAAAACCAGCGCUUACCUUGGAUUUGGAAAUUGCGGUGUGUUUUCGAAAUAAUUGUUGGACCAACAAAGCCAAAUUCUCAGACCACCUGAGGGGCGUCAGGCAAGCGGACAUGAGGGAGCAACUAAUGGGGAAAUACUAUCAAUGCUGCUCGAAUACUGAGUCUUUGCCAAUUACCUGCUUGGCAUUCAGACUAAAAUUCAAUCAACUCUUUCAUAUUAUACAGAUACAUUUAUUGUUUUUCAUUAUCUCAAAGUGCAUGUUGUUAAAAUAGGAAUGUAUUGUUUUAAUGUACUGGUUGCAAAGUGAUGUUACCUGUUUGUACAUUUUGCCUUUUUGUAAAAAAAGACUGAAGAUAGAUUUUUGCAUUUAUAUCAGUUUCAAGCAAGCACGUUA